Anopheles maculipalpis is the source of this 729-nucleotide messenger RNA. It is a transcript of the gene ND-ACP, whose product is annotated as acyl carrier protein, mitochondrial. The transcript has 5 exons. Gene Ontology annotation, molecular function: acyl carrier activity; acyl binding. The coding region runs from base 115 to 591 and encodes 158 amino acids. The record is from RefSeq and is a predicted model, not a curated record. Lineage: Eukaryota; Metazoa; Arthropoda; Insecta; Diptera; Culicidae. Gene Ontology annotation, biological process: fatty acid biosynthetic process. Gene Ontology annotation, cellular component: mitochondrion.
GGAACAAAUUUCAUCGCAUCGCAUCACUAUCUCUCUCUCCGACGUGCGAGUAGGAGGCGAAGUUUUCGCGAGUUUCAGAACUGCCAUCCGAAAUCGGUGAAACCGUACCAGAAUAUGGCAUCGUUGGUGAAUAGUGUUCGCAGCCUGGCCUGCCGCAAUACUUCCCUGUUGCGUUGCGUACUGCUCCGAUCGGUGUCCUCCGUUGCGGUCGUCCGGCGGGAUCGGUGUAAUGAGAAGUUUUUGACAGCCCCGGCCUCGGCGCUGCUCUCCCCCAUUGAGCCGAAACAAAAUGGUCGAUGGCAACUAGAGAUAGUCAGAAAUUACAGUGCUAAGGAACCGCUAACACUGCAACUGAUCAAAGAGCGUGUCCUGCUGGUGCUGAAGCUGUACGACAAAGUCAAUCCCGAAAAGCUCACACUGGAAUCGCACUUCAUCAACGAUCUCGGGCUCGAUUCGUUGGAUCACGUCGAGGUGAUAAUGGCCAUGGAAGACGAAUUCGGCUUUGAAAUUCCCGAUGGAGAUGCAGAAAAGCUUUUCAGACCUGCAGACAUUGUUCAGUAUAUCGCUGACAAGGAAGAUAUUUAUGAAUAAGGUUUUCAUAAGCAGGACACAAAUGUAAAAAAACUGUUUCUGUCAGAUGCUGUAGAUUCUAGUGUGGGAAAUUGAUGAUGAAUGUUUUAAACAGAUACAAUUCAUGGUCACCAAUGUCGUCGGCAUGCUGUAAGCUUG